Molecule: messenger RNA, 1212 nt
Organism: Moesziomyces antarcticus
Lineage: Eukaryota; Fungi; Basidiomycota; Ustilaginomycetes; Ustilaginales; Ustilaginaceae
Product: ER to Golgi transport-related protein
Exons: 1
Coding region: 1-1212 (403 amino acids)
Biological process (GO): endoplasmic reticulum to Golgi vesicle-mediated transport
Cellular component (GO): COPII-coated ER to Golgi transport vesicle; endoplasmic reticulum membrane; endoplasmic reticulum-Golgi intermediate compartment
Source: RefSeq, a predicted model, not a curated record
AUGUACCAACCACAAGGCGACGGCUAUCCGUCCAGGUCGCCUCCACCACUCCAGCAUCCCAUCCCCACACACCCGCCGUUCAAGGUGCCGGAUCCGCCCAUCUCGCCCAACCCCGUGCCGCAGUCGAGCGUAGCGGACCCGCACGUAUCGUCGGCGAGCCGCCGCGGUGGGCCGGCCGCCAACCUGCAGGCUGCUGCCGGCGGCGGCUACCAGCGAUUCGCAUCUCCGCCCAUCCAGUCACCGCCCAACCAGUCGUAUGCCUCGUCCUCGUACGCGCCGGUGGGCGGCAACGCGGGCUACUUUCCCAAUGCGCCCGGCCCCAACGCAGGUCAGGCGCAGGGCUGGGGUGGAUUCCCUGGACUCGGCGGUGCAGGAGGGCCACCGAUCAUGAACGAUGCAACCGCACAGAUGGGCGUGCAGUUCGGCCAGCACAUGGCGGCGGUGGGUGGCGAGUACGUGCAGAAGAAUUUCAAUGCGCUCCUGCCCAUGCCGGUGCUCAAGCACUACUUCAACGUGUCCAACUCGUACGUGCUGCACAAGCUGCGCAUCGUGCUGUUUCCCUGGCGUCACAAGCCGUGGUCGCGCGCACACCGCCAUUCGUCGGGCGGCGGCCAUGUGUCGUCGGCAUAUGCAGAGUCGACGUCGGCGGUCAAGACGGCCUCAUCCGGUGCAGACGGCUACCUGCCUCCGCGCGACGACGUCAACUCACCCGACCUGUAUAUCCCCACCAUGGCAUUCGUCACAUACAUCAUUGUGACGAGUGUGAUCCUGGGUCUGGAGUCGCGCUUCCAUCCCGAGGUGCUGGGGCUGCGUGCGUCGCGCGCGCUCGCCAUCGUCUUAGUCGAACUCGCCGCCAUCAAGCUCGGCACGUACCUGCUCAACAUUCAGGGCGACCAUACGAUGAUGGAUCUGCUCGCGUAUUCGGGCUACAAGUUUGUGGGUACGCUCAUCACGCUGCUCGUGGGGCUGCUCAAGGUGCGCGGGCUGGUGUACUGGUCCGUGUUCCUGUACUGCUUUGCAGCCAAUGCCUUCUUCUUGCUGCGCAGUCUGCGCUACGUCGUACUGCCCGACCCCAGCUCACCAUCGAGCCAAACUAUCACGCAUGCGCAGCGCUCGCGUAGGAUCCAGUUCCUCUUCUGCAUCGCCGUCGCCCAGAUCGUCUUUGGAUGGGCCCUCAUCAUCGGCAUCUUCAAAGACGCCCCCAAGUCCUAA